GGUUGCCGCCGGUAGUUUCUCCGGCGAUCUGGUUCGGCGUCAAGAAGCUUGGAGUUUGGUGUCUUGGUGAUACCCUAGCUUAUUUGAGCAACCUUCCUCAUCACUGUUCGCCGAAAGGACUAAUGUGCCGUGGAAAAACAGAACGUGGGCUCAUUUUUGACGUCCCCGCCUAUAGAGUGGACCCGCUGCGGCGGAGGGAGAUGUUGACGGUGGAGAAGGUUUCUGGGAUGGUUCCCGCUGGCGCUACGUUGUCGGACUCAUCCUGCUGUAGUAGCCAAUCAGCCGUUCCGGCGUCGGAGUUCUGUCCCUAUUCCACACGGCCGGGGGUACUAUAUUUGGAGCUCUGGGAAUUUCUUUGCGGGAUCAAGUAUGGAUCCAGGAAAAGGUUAAGGACUCCAAGUGCUAAGGUUUUCGAAGCUGUUGCAUCAUAUAUUGAUGUUAAAGAAAACAGAAAAAGAAGGCAAAGCCAAUCCAAUAAGUUCGCAAAAACUUCUGAUGAGAGGAAGAUUCUCCAUGGAAGAGUAAUGAUUGGAGGAUUUGAAACAGUCCUUGGGAACAGUGCUGACAAGAGAGAGUUGUGCCUUACAAAUGACUGUAUUGAGUUUGAAGCUUCUGAAGUGAUAGAACUGUUAGUUCUGAAAAUCAAACAGACACCAUGGGGCUAUCUAAGCCGCAAGGAUAAUGAGGAUAAUGAGAGAGCCGAUAGAGAAAGAGCAGAAGAGAGGAAAAUGAAGGGUUUGACCACAGAAUAUUUCUGCAGAAGUUUGUACUGUCCUGAAAAAGGUGCAUUUUUCAGCCUGCAAACUGGUUUAAUGGGCCUUGGAAGUGGUUCUCAAUAUGUUAUGGAGAAUCAUGAGGGAAAGAAAUCCGUUGUAAAUAGCCUGCACCAUAAGCCCGAAGCAUUUGUAGUAUGCCGACUUUUGGAAGUGGAAGUCUCUUGUUCACUUAAACAAUCUAACCCUGAAUCAGUAAGGAUCAAGGUUCAAAGGUUUUUCAGACCUGAAGACAUAUCUGCACAGAAUGCAUAUGUCUCUGACAUCCAAGAGGUAUACUACAGCAAAAGUAUAGAAACAAUACCUGUCAUGGCGGUGAAAGGAAAAUGUGAAGUUAGGAAAAAGGAAGAUUUUGAAUUUAUGGAUUCCCCUUACAUAUAUGAGCAUGCCUUCUUUUGUCAGUUUGUAUAUGACCCUGAAAAUCAAUCCUUAGAACUGUUACCAUCCCACAUCAAGUUGAGCCCUUCCAAAGGAUGUUUAGAACAAAAGGCUGCUAGCAGAAAGAUAAAAAAGAAACAAACGAACAGGAAAGGUGACUCAGGCAAAACUUCUAAUGGUGAUAACGGAAAAGUUGCAAUAAAUUCUUUGGCCACUCUCGACAUAUUUGCAGGCUGUGGCGGUCUAUCAGAAGGUUUAGAAAAGUCAGGUGCAGCAGUCACAAAAUGGGCAAUAGAGUCUGAAGAAACUGCUGCUGAAGCUUUUAAGCUCAAUCAUCCAGAUGCCUUUACAGUUGUUAAAGAUUGCAACAUGGUUCUUAGGGAUAUCAUGAUGGCAAAUGGGGAUGCUAGUGACUGUAUACCAACAUCUGAGGCAAAUGCGUUAGCAUCACAUCUUGACAGCAGCACAAUCAACAGUUUGCCCAGACAAGGUGAAGUGGAUUUCAUCAUCGCUGGCCCUCCUUGUCAGGGGUUUUCUUUAUUGAACAGGCACAAUAAGAGUUCAACGAGUGAUGUUCGACGCAUAAUGAUCUUGUCGCUUUUAUCCUUUGUUGAUUACUUCAGGCCCAAGUUUCUGCUCAUUGAAAAUGUCAGGAAUCUCGUUUCAUUUGAUAAUAUGAAGCCAUUUCAGCUAACUAUAGCUUCACUUCUUGAAAUGGGUUAUCAGGUGAGAUUUGGAGUCCUGGAAGCGGGAUUCUAUGGUGUAGCACAAUCGCGGAGACGUGUUUUCAUAUGGGCGGCCUCACCCAAAGAGACCCUUCCAGAAUGGCCCGAGCCUAUGCAUGCUUUUCCAGGUCCAGACUUGAGGAUCAAGUUAGAUUUAAAUGGAGAUUCCCAUUAUACAGCUGUUGGCAGCACUAAAGCCGGUGCCCCUUUUCGUUGUCUCACGGUAAGAGACACUAUCGGAGAUCUACCGGCUUUGACAAAUGGGGACUCUGCGACAACCAUGGAGUACAAAGGCAAUCCUGUUUCGUGGUUCCAAAAAAGAGUUAGAAGAAACAUGACCGUGCUAACAGAUCACGUUCCCAGGAAACUGAGCGAAUUAAAUCUGAUUCACUGCCAAUACCUCUCUACUGGUGCUGAUUGGAGAGACCUUCCAAAAAAGAAGGUUCAGUUGGCAAGUGGGAAGUUUGUUGACUUGAAACCCCAAUGGUUGAUUAAGAUGCAAAGUAAAGGUAGCCAAUCAAAGGGUGUACUAGGAAGGUUAGAAUGGGAAAAAAACUUCCCAACUGCUAUUACCUGUCCUCAACCAAGAGGAAAGGUUGGGAGAUGGUUUCAUCCUCAACAGGAUAGGCUGAUCUCAGUCCGCGAAUAUGCUCGAGCUCAGGGAUUUCCAGACUCGUAUAAAUUUGCGGGGAAUGUUAGGAAUAAGUACCAACAAGUAGGCAAUGCUGUGCCUCCACCUCUGGCAUUUGCACUGGGGAGAAAGCUCAGAGAGGCAAUAGAAACUCCUUGAAUGGUGAAUUAGCACAAACCAUCACUUGUUUAAUACGGAGUAUAACUUUUUAAGGUACUAAUCGAGAGUCUUAUGGAAGGAGAGUUUUGUCUCACCAGUUUGAUCGAGUCAUGGAAGGAGCCUCUUGCAAAAAUGCAACGCGUUGUGCAUUGGGUUGUUUUUCACCCUUCGGUUUAGAGUCUUAAUAGUUCAUAAAACAUUAACUUAUUCUAUGGAAGAAGCAUAACCCAUUUGGCAUGGGAAGUUUUGUAAAAGAAAUUCUAUGUUUUGGA
This is a messenger RNA of Cuscuta campestris, 2938 nucleotides long. The record is from the annotation of a GenBank genome assembly. Lineage: Eukaryota; Viridiplantae; Streptophyta; Magnoliopsida; Solanales; Convolvulaceae.